GGCAGCGCGGAGCCCGGCGUGGGCGCGCGGGGGCGCGGGCCGAGCCGCAGCCCCCCAGCCGCCGGGGCCCGCGCCCCGCGCCCCCCAGACAUGGUGGGGCACCUGCCUCUGCGGGACAUGGAGGACGGCCUCAAGGAGAAGAGGCGCGAGGGCCUGCUGGACAGUCCGGACUCGGGGCUGCCCCCCAGCCCCAGCCCCAGCCCCAGCCCGCCCCUCUGCGCCCUGGAGGCGCGCGCGGGGGGCGCCGGACCCGGACGCGGCCGAGCGCCCCCGCCCCUGCCCCUGGCUCCGGGGCUGGAGAUGAGGCCCCGGAUGCUGCCAGUGUUCUUUGGAGAGAGAAUCGAGGUGAACCCAGCACCCACGCACGAGAUCCGAUGCAACUCGGAGGUCACGUACGCCUCGGAGAAGCACUUCCGGGACAAGGUCUUCUACGCGCCGGUGCCCACGGUCACGGGCUACAGCGAGACCAUCGUGGCCGCCCCCAACUGCACGUGGCGCAGCUACCGCAGCCAGCUGACCCUGGAGCCCCGGCCGCGCGCGCUGCACUACUGCUGCACCACCAUCGUCUUCCCCAAGCGCGCCCGCAGCUCCUUCCGCACCACCCUGCGCUGCAGCCUGGGCCGGCCCAGCCGCCGCUUCACCGCCAGCGUCCAGCUGCAGCCCGAGCCGCGGCCGCUCUAGGGCGCCCCCUGCAGGACGGCCGCGGCAAGCCUGGAGCGAGGGACAGUGGCCCCUGCGAGGACGCAGGCGUCCCCCACCGGCCGGAGGCCCCCCACCCCCUGCCCCGGCCGGUUUUCCGGGAAGAGCAUGCGGGGCUUGGGGCCUACGGGCCGCUGCCCCCCCUCCCCCCCCGGCCCCCGAAGGCCGCAUUCACGGGCUUUCCCGGUGUGUGGACAUGGAGCUGGGGACUGGGCACUGGGGCCACCUCCUGGUCCUGUCCUCACUCCCCACCUGCCCUUUCACCUUCCAGCCCCAUCCCCGGCUCUUGAGCUCAGGCCCAGCAAACCCACCCACACAGGCCUCUGGCCCGGAUGCUCCAGCGGGAACGAGUCUUCCUGCCCACAGCCUCUGCCCCAGCCUUUCUGGACCGCGUGGGGGGUAUCCAGCGGCUGACUUGUCCAGUGCUGGGCUGGCAGGGAGGAGGCCUCUCGCACGCCCGUGUCACAGCGGGGAGCGCGUGGGGCUGUGCCAGGCCUGGCGUUGUGUGUGUCCGCGGCACUCGGGGUGCAGCCCUGCACAGCUCAUGGGGAGCCGCUGGAUUCUGGCAAUAAAA
Messenger RNA from Sorex fumeus (smoky shrew), 1273 nucleotides. RefSeq names its product refilin A (gene RFLNA). Gene Ontology annotation, biological process: actin filament bundle organization; negative regulation of chondrocyte development; negative regulation of bone mineralization involved in bone maturation. The transcript has 3 exons. The record is from RefSeq and is a predicted model, not a curated record. Bases 91 to 681 code for a protein of 196 amino acids. Gene Ontology annotation, cellular component: actin filament bundle. NCBI's taxonomy places the organism in Eukaryota, Metazoa, Chordata, Mammalia, Eulipotyphla, Soricidae. Gene Ontology annotation, molecular function: filamin binding.